This is a messenger RNA of Laetiporus sulphureus 93-53, 1199 nucleotides long. RefSeq lists its product as uncharacterized. The coding region runs from base 48 to 1121 and encodes 357 amino acids. NCBI's taxonomy places the organism in Eukaryota, Fungi, Basidiomycota, Agaricomycetes, Polyporales, Laetiporaceae. The record is from RefSeq and is a predicted model, not a curated record. The transcript is spliced from 12 exons.
CAUCGUUCGAAUUCACCAGCGUUGCUUGCGAAGUCGCUGUCUCGACCAUGAUUAUAUAUGACUUCUUGCUCACCUUGGGUCAAGACGUUCGUCAUUUUUGGUCAAGAAAGUUGACGCUCUCCGUAGCACUGUACUUCUUGACCCGCGUUACGACGCUAGCCGUCGCUGUCUUCUACAUCCUUUUUCAGCUUCUGCAAUCCUCUUCUGCUGGAUGCAAAACAGUACCUUACCUUUUCACAUCCUUGGAAAUGCUUUCAAUGUGUUUAUGGGCAGUUUUCUCAGCUUUGAGGGUUCAUGCUAUCAGCAACAGAAAAAAACUCCUCACUGUGGUUGUGCUGGGAUUAGGCCUUGUGCCAGUCGCGACCAAUUUCGAAUCGCUUGCGAAAGCAUCACUUCUGACGGUUGAGAUCGAGAACUUCACAAUAUGUGUACAAACUACCUCGUUGUCCAAUAGCGAAUAUGGGAUAGGGAUUAUCGCGACACGCUCAUGCGCUAUCGCCAACGAUGCGCUUGUUCUUGUUCUCACAUGGUACCAUGCCUAUGGCACCAUCAAAAUAGGACCACCGUCUGGCACUGUCUCGUCUUUGGCGCUGAUUCUGCUUAGAAAUGGUGCAAUGUACUUCGGAAUCUUGCUUGCCGUCAAUGUCUCUCAGGUUGUCGUGUGGCUUCUCGCCAUGUCGGAUGUGCUGGAUGCUUUCAACUUUUCGUUCACCUCCAUCAUGAUGUCCCGAUGCAUGCUGGAUCUACAUGAGGCCGCAUUUUCCACUCAGCAUGCUACGGAUCCGCAAGCGGUCGCAUCAUUACGCAUCGAAGGCAUAGAUUCCUACGAACUGCAAAUUGGCGACAUCGGUGAAGCCGCGGCUGUUGCAAAUGAGGACAGGCUCGCAACGAUUUCUUUGCAGGCAAUUGGCGAAGCGAACUCUGCCAUCGAGGAGGGCAGACGUCAGUCAAACACGUUCUCCGCGGACUCGUCCUUAACUGGCACGGAUGGGAGGGCGGGCUAUUCUGGUGCAGAUAUUGAGAGAAAUUAUGCUUCGGAUGACGAGGACUGCUCGUAUUCACGAAGAUGGCAACUAUUCAUGACUCGUCUGUUCACGAGUGGCUGUAUAUGUGCUGUCUAACUUAUUCCAACUACCACGGUAAAUUAGAAUCUCAUUGUACCAGAGGAAAGAGGUUACCGCCUCUUAUACCAUUUUCGG